UAGUAUCUUAAUCCUUAAUUGGUCGAUACCUCAAUCUUUUUUUGAGAAAAAGUAAAAGAAAUAUCAUUUUUUUAUUGUAAUUCUCAUAACGUUUUUGACUUUAAAAUAUAAACAAAUACAUGGAAAAAACAAUUUUGUCAAAGUAUCUGAAAGUUUUGCCAGAUACAUUUAAAAAUAAUUUUGUUAGGUCAUUGGAAGUUUACUUAUGUAAGAUAUUCAAAUUAAUAGAAUAAUGAAAAUUGUUACAGUAUAAUUUAUAAGUUAUUAAUAUGUGCUUUUAGAAUAUUGAAAUUGAAGAGAAAGAGCAAAGUAAGGAAAAUUGUAAGAAAGAUAUAAGAGAAAAGUGACAACUAAAAACUACAAUUUUCGAAGAUACAGAAAAGAAAAGAAAGAGUGACUAAUAGGAAGAAUAAAUUUGAGAUUGAUAAUCUCUUCAUCUAGUCUUUUCAUUUUCUUUCUUUUUUAAGACAAAAACAUGUCGAAAGUCGGAGGACUUGAGAUAGCCACAAGCAAAACGCAUACCCAACCACACUUUGCCAAUCAUACGCAAUCCUCUUUAAUGAAGAGACGAACACCAAUGAAGAAAUCGUUGUCGUCGACGAAAAAUGUGAAUGAAUCGAAGAGAGAACAAGGAAAUGGCAUUCUCAAAUUAAAUGGUAUUUGCAAGAAACGAAGUAGUGUCACAAAGCAGAGCAAGAGUAUGCAGAUGCUCAUAAUGACCCUGAAGCAACAACGAGAUCGUACAAUCGUUUUUCUUUCUGAUAAUGAGUUAACAGAAACGAUAUGUCGCACAGAGAAAUCGCUCUGUUCCCUUGGAAGUGAUUUGAUAAAAGAUAUCUCUUUCAAUAUCAAAAGAUGCACUGAAAGUCCAGCUAAAUUGGCGACUCUUUGUGAUAAAUCCAUAAAAAUUGUUAACGAGUCUGAAAAGCACACAGAAAAUUCACAUGCUUCUCUUCCAGAUUCGACAAGCUGUAUAGGAAGAAAUGAUUCAGAAAACAUUUGCAACUUUUCUGAAGAUCAUCUCUUAAUAGACAAUGUGCAUAAAUUUCAAGUGAAUUCAAGCGACGGUGAAGAAUCGACGCAUUGCAAAGUCGAAAUUCUUUAUGAAAAUUUGGAACGUGAAAAGCCCAAUGACUCUUCAAAAGAAGAUUAUUCUCAAGAGAUUGAGACGCAGAUACAUCUGCAAAGUAUGUUGCCGAAUGUAAACGCCAUAACAAAUCGCAAACGCACGCGAAAAUGUUGGAUAAAAAAAGCCACAGCUCGAAAUGAGCAUGUUGAUGAGGGACAUGUCGAUUUACAAGAUUUUAAGAAUACAAAAUUUCCAAGAAACAUCAAUAAUACACGGACUAAGGAUAAGACAGUUGUUAAUGAUGAUUCAACUACCCAAAAGAGAAGUACUUUUCAAAAGAAUCUUGCUUUUACUAAUCAGCGAAUUUGGAGACCACCUGGCAUUCCUAAAACUUUAGUUGCGGAAAGUGCAACGUCCUUAAUGCAGCCAGUGUUGCAGAAGUCAUCUCAAUCAUUUAAAAAAUCCUCAACUGCCUCAACGAAAAGCAAACAAUCAUCGAUUGAUGACACAACAAAUAUAUUUCUAAAUGAUUUCAUACUCAAUAUAUUUGAUUAUAAUUUUAGAUCGUUUAAUAGCGAAUCUACGAGCGCAAUACUCACAAGUCAGUCCAAGAUGAAAGAGAAAGAGAAUAGAGAUCCUCGUGCAAAUCGCAUGACGAAAAUCUGCGAACAUCUCGUAGAAACGAAACAACGGCAGUGGCUGCAAAGUGGAGGGCCGAAGAAGAGACGAUCAAAGACAAAGGUUUUAGACAAAUGUGACGACGCGAAUCCUAUCCUGCCGAAAUCAAAAUCGCGACAUUCUCAAACGCAGCCAAUCAUGCUGCAAGAAUCAUCAAACAAUCGAAAUGCUAUCGAAUCAGGUCGUACCGACUCGCUUUCUAUUUGCAACAAAUCGAAAAAUCGAGAGGUGAUUUAUACAUUGAAAAGGAUCAUCAAUAAUGUGAAAGAAGAUGAAGAUGUGAAUGAAAACUCUGUGAAUAUUUCUGAAAAUACUUUUUAUAAAAAUAACAGUGAGAUUCAGACGUCACCAAAUCGCGAUAUUCUCUCGCAGAAUCAUAAAUUACAUAUUUUAACGAAAGAUAUGAAUUUAAAUGAAGCGGAUCGAGUCUCCGGACAACCUUCUCAGAAAACCAUCAGCACACAGACAGAAUUAAAUUGCGAUUUGUAUCUUAAGACAGAUAUUGAAAAAGAUAAAGAAGAAUUGCAUUCGAAGAUAUUGCAAACUCGAAUUGUCGCGACGCAAACAUCGCCAAAUUAUGAUAGAAAUGUAGUUGAAGUCGGAUGCAAUACAGAAUCAUACAAUGUCGUUUGUAAUGAUGUAGAAAUCUCUUGCAAUCUAAUAGACUUCACAAACUUAAAAGCAGAAGUUGAUUCAACUGUGAUUCAAUCAACGUCAGAUUUUCCAAUUCAUACAACGAAAUCUUUAUUCAAACGUGCUGAAAUUAAUUCUGAAAGUGAAAAUAAAUUCGAUAAAAAUAAAGAAAUUCCAUUGAACAAAUAUGAUGAGAUAUUAAGUACACAAAUGAAUUUAAAAUUAGAAAGUUAUGAUAGUACAGAAAUUCCAAUAAAACCAACAAAGGCUACUGAAGAACUAGAAGUUACUCGUGACAACUCUUACCCAAUCUUUUUGAAAUUGCGUAAUUAUUCAAAUAAUAUGACAAACAUUGAUAUUGAUGAACAUAAAGAAUCCCUAAAAUAUUUCAAUAAACAAUACGUAAAUGAUAAUACUUCAAUAAAUGAUCUAGAAAGUCAAAUAUCCAAUCAAUUCUUCAAUUACGAGUCUUCUUCCGAGGAUAGUAUGGAAUACAACGUUCUCGUACAAAAUCUCGAGAAUGACAUGCUUGCCGAAGAUAUGCCGAAAUCGAAAGUGAAGAAUAUACCAAGUGACUUGCUCGCAGCUUUUGAGCUCGCGGCAGAGCGUGCUCGCAAUAUUCAUGAAGCGAUCAUUAUAUAUCGAGAAAACUUGAUAUCACGAAAUUUUGAGAAACAAAAUGAAGAAAUCGAAAAAUCCGAACGCAAAGCGGCAUACCACUUUGUGAAUAACGAUCAUUUAGACGGAUUUUUUACGUACUCGUGCAAUAGCUCCGAUCAACCAUACAAAUCCGCAUUUUCGUCGUUGGAGGACAUUCGUUCUGAAAUAGACCAUAAAGAAAACAAUGCUGUUCUAAAGGACGAAGAAACGGUUGCAGGAUCGAGUCUAAAUGAGCGAAAUGAAAUCUCUGAUCGCGAAAUGAAGUUGUUAAUGCAACUGCUGAUACAUGACACACAAGAGAAAUAUGCGCUCGAAUUACUACAACCGGAGAGAAGUGGAAAUGAUGAAAGUUUCGAAAUGGAGAGAAUGAUUAAUAAACCUCUAGCACUUCCUGCGGCGAUUAAAAGAACUUCUUUUAUUUCGCGUGAGAACCUGUUUCCUCUCUACUGUUGCAUCAUUUGUACUGUAGUAUUUUGGUGUUUGCAAUUUUCCUUCCAAUGCGAUUCAAUGAAAUAAUCUUGUAAUUUACGUUAUAUAUUCAAAUGUCGCGUAGCAUAAUAUGGAUUUCACUGAUAUUCUUUUAAGUUUGUUUUCUUUGAUUUCAAAUAUAUUUUUGUACAUGUUACAUUUUAUUGCAUUUGUUAUAAUAUAUAUUCGUUUUAUUAAAUGUUUGACAUACAAAAAAAUAUAAACUUACGAAAGUAAAAAAGAUUCUCUUGCAAAGUAAUAAAAAUAUUUUGUAAAACUUAUGUAACAAUAAAGGGUUAAUAUUGGAAAGAAA
Messenger RNA from Pogonomyrmex barbatus (red harvester ant), 3821 nucleotides. RefSeq lists its product as uncharacterized. The record is from RefSeq and is a predicted model, not a curated record. NCBI's taxonomy places the organism in Eukaryota, Metazoa, Arthropoda, Insecta, Hymenoptera, Formicidae.